CUCUUUACCUCCUCCUGCGCGCCCAUUACAUUUUGUCCGCUGUUCGCUCUACCAUCUUCUGUGCCUUUUACAACAAGACAGCGUGUGAGAAUUUCCUCAAGAUGGCAAACAGGGGCUACGAUGUCGUCGUCGACGUCGACACGGAGGGUGACCUGGGCCACACCGACCUCCAAGAUGACGACCUGGAAUUCCACCCGUCGAACUUCGAAAGCAAUCCGGCCAGCCGCAAGAUCCAACCAGACUCGACACCUUUCCUCGCCAACAGCGCGACGAACCCUGCGACGCUCCCCAACGAUCCUUCGGCGGUGCCCCCGAAACACAUGCUCUGGUCGCUGUCGUUUUACGCGCAAUUCUUCGACGUCGACACGUCCACGGUCUUGUACCGGUGCCGUAGGGCCAUCCUCCCUUUCCUCCCCAACCAGCAGCCCUUUCUCGACACCUUGGACGGGAACCCCGACCUGUACGGUCCGUUCUGGAUCGCCACGACCGUGGUGGUCAUCCUCUUCCUCACGGGAACUAUAAGCCACAAGCUCGCCUCGGAAGGCCGGAAGCAUUUCGAGUACGACUUCCGCCUUCUCGGCGGCGCGGCUGGUUUGGUGUAUGGCUACACGGCGUUCGUCCCUCUGGGUCUGUGGGCGGCUCUGCGCUGGUUCGGCGCACAGUCCCUCGACCUGGUCGAGUGUUGGGCUCUGUACGGAUAUAGCAAUCUGUUCUGGAUCGCCGUCGCCCUGGUUUCAUGGUCGCCGCUCAACGGCCUGAAUUAUGCCCUUGUCGGCCUGGGGUACGGCGUGAGCGUCUUCUUCCUGGUCAAGAAUCUCUACCCGGUGAUCGCUGCGACGGAGAAGAAGAUCAGCCAGAUCCUUUUGAUCGUCGUCGUGGCUCUCCAUGCGGGGUUGGCGAUUGCGAUCAAGAUCCUAUUCUUCAGUCACAAGAGUCCAGCAAAGGAUGUGGACGAGAACACAUUCGCACAGUUCCUGAGCUAGUGUGUCGCUUUGUACACUGAGGUUUCCAGACAUCAGAUGUAACAGACAAGAAAGAUCCGGAUGUUUUGGGUAAGGAAUUUUGACUGCAUGUACGGAUAUGGAUAGCUUAUCACUUUGAGUAUAAAAUUGUGGCGGGAGUAUUUCACGAUACGAGGGCACGGCUUGAGCCGAUUCAUAAUGUAUGAAUAACGACGUAUAUGGCAUUCGAGUGCGUAACCGUACGGUGGGAGUCAGGUUUUAGGACGUAGUAGACUUGUGGAAUCAUCUUCUGUAAUUCUUUAAAAAUAAGCGGGCACGUACAAAG
Molecule: messenger RNA, 1287 nt
Organism: Exophiala oligosperma
Lineage: Eukaryota; Fungi; Ascomycota; Eurotiomycetes; Chaetothyriales; Herpotrichiellaceae
Exons: 3
Coding region: 102-983 (293 amino acids)
Biological process (GO): vesicle-mediated transport
Cellular component (GO): Golgi apparatus; membrane
Molecular function (GO): small GTPase binding
Source: RefSeq, a predicted model, not a curated record